Bursaphelenchus xylophilus (pine wood nematode) is the source of this 8966-nucleotide messenger RNA. NCBI's taxonomy places the organism in Eukaryota, Metazoa, Nematoda, Chromadorea, Rhabditida, Aphelenchoididae. The record is from the annotation of a GenBank genome assembly.
AUGGACGAGACUGAAGAAAGUAAAGGUAAUCGUGCAUACUAAUUCCCUGAAAUAAACAUUUGCUGUGAACGAUUGGUUUUACUCUGAAUGAAUGACGGGACGAGUGUUUUACUCUUUUGUCUAACGCGCGUCCAAAAAAUAAUGUCUGUUCGGAACUUUUCGCUUCGAAAAGGCGAAAUGAGAUAUAAUAGAUGGAAGGGAGUGGAAAUGAGAAAUCACAUCUUAUAUAUCUUCUCCUGUGAAGGGACCUUCGCUGCAUUUCUCGCCAAAUCGCCUGGCUAAUCGGUAGUACUGCUAACUUUAUUUGGGACAGUAUUUAUUCCGGGGCUGAGCUGUCUCCUGUCCGCCUCGUUUUUGCACUGAGUGGGCCGAAAACCAGUCCAACGGGGCUCUGACCUCCUUCCCGGUUUUCUCUUCCCCUCCGUCCGAUCGCCAUGUCGCGUUUCUGCAGUGAUUUCCUUAUAAUAUUUAUUACAUUGUCGGUGUUAUCCGUAAUUUUACUUUUUUUAGAACAAAAAAAUCUUGUUACUCCGGCGGCCUCGACAUCGAAGCCGAAAAACCUUGAUCCAAACCCUUCGCCGUUUUCAAUCCAUCAGGCGGAGGGGUUAGACCAGUUGAACUAUUCAGUAAGUAAAAAUUUUAAAGUUAAUAUUUAAAUUUUUAGAGUGAAUACGGGUCUUUCACGGGUCAGAAUCGGUUCGAGGAAGCUACAGUUUCGGUCAUAUUCUUGAGAUCAGAAGACGAAGGCCUUGUUACAUCUUCGAACCUUUGUCCAGCUGUUUUAGCGGGCAAUUCGUUUCAGAUCGAACACUUAGUGCCUUUUUAUGCUAAUGAUACGGGUAUGACGAAUACUUCCAAACAUGCCAAAGGAAUCGCUGUAAGUUCUAAUUUAAAAUUAGGUAUGAAAAAUAAUUUGCAGGUGCUCGGUGAAAAUUUUACCCGAUCAGUUCCGGAAUGUCAGAGAAAAGUGGAGGAAUUAUUUGGAACUGGGGACAUCCAACCCUUCAAGAUAUCCCAAAUAUUAACCAUGAUGGUUAUCAGCGAUCAUAGUGAUGAUCAUCCCCUAACCGAUCCCGAAAAUUUCCCAUGGGAUCCAAACGUCUUCUAUGAGACAAUAAAUAUGAUGGUAAUAGUUUCUUAACGGUAUCCGUAAUGUCUUCAGCUCCCCGGUCUAAAUUGGAAAGAUGUCCUGGAAGGAAUGGACAAUCCCUAUUUUACUGUAAAGUCUAACGGAAGCUUCCGGUUUUUGUUCACAUUAUUCAAGUUGGCCUUCACCGACAAGGAGUUCCCAAUCAAUGUGUUGUAUACACCUUGGAAAAACAACAAAGCUGGUCAUGUAAGAAAUUAGUUGUUUGAGUAGUAUUUUUAGUUGUCGUGUCUAAACAAGAUCAUCUACCAUCGACACAUCUUCGAUCUUCGAGAUUAUCCCCAUACUUUGACUAACAUUUCGUGUCUGAAAGUAAUGCCAGAUGAGAAUGACCGAGAGGUUCUUGUUUGGAGGAUGAUCGAGUUGGUGGACUGUCUUUUCCAGCUUGGGGAGAACACUAGUCUUUCCCAACUGAUCUUUGCUAUGUUUAAAACCCCUGUGAAUGUGUGUCCCGAUAUAUUUUGUUUGACGGUGGCCCAACUCCAAUCCCAUUCCACCCAAUUUAGGGUCUAUGUUUUGAAGUUAGCAGUCACCCAGCUGUUGUCCGGUCAUCAGAAUGCUGUGCCUGUUCUAAAUUUUAUUUGGACUUGCGAAAACAUGGACGCGUUUAAAUCAAUGCUGUUGUCUGCCUUUACGGAGUAUUACACAUCACAACCAGAAGAUCAAAGUAGACUGACGAAGAUUCUGGAAAUUGCACAUGAACUGAAACCGAAUGGCCUCGGAGAACUGUUCAAGACAAAUCAUUACACGUUUCUCAUCGAUUUGGCUUGUUUGGCCGCAAGAAGAGACUUCUUAAAGCUGGAUAAAUUCCUAGACGACAAAUUGAAUGAAGUUGGAGUAAGUUUACAGUUGAUUAUUUUUCUACCCUAUUUCAGGAUCCCUUUGCCCAACAUUUACUGCACUUCUUGCGCAGAAAAUGUACACUGGUAAAUUCGGAGAUCUCACAGAUUAUUUUCACGGCUCUCUAUGCACGUGUAAACACUAUGUCUUGGCUCCUAAAUGACAUGAAUUCUCUGCUCAAUAAGAAUUUGCUGCCUGCCAGCGUUCGCGUCUAUUAUAAUUCAAAUGGUAAGCUGGGAGAAUUUUUUUCGUUUUGAUAAUCUAGUCAGCUCGCCCGUUGUAUUUUUUAAAGUGAAUACUGAUAAGGGUCAUGUUUAAAAUUAUAUACAGAGGAAAGGCGGCAUACUAUUUUGACAGUCCGGCUAGUAAGGUAAAAGUGUGCUAUAUUGUCUAAUUCUCAUGAUUUGGUGCGGAGAAACGGCGGGUAUUAAAAAGACGCGGACGAGGCGGGGAGUGGGGAAAAGAACACGAAAAGAGUGUGGCGCCACUGCCAAAACGAAGGGGGAAUGUGUUGAGAGUGGAGCGCGAGAGAAGCGACUACGCACCUCGGAAAGGGUCGGUCCUGCUCGCUCAGUUCUUGCCCGGCUUUGUCUGACCCAGCCAUCCACUCUCUUUGCCCUUUCCUUAUUUCCCUUACUUUCUUCGCCUUCUCAUCACUUUUUUUGAUGUCUGUUCGGUGGCUGAGCUUCAUCCCUGCAUGUGUUUGGUUGUUUUGUCCGUCGUCAACACCUUGGUCGAUGAAAACGCUACAUCCAACGCAUGGGUUUAACUCUCUGUUUACAACUUGUCUGGCACCUGACACUUCAAAAAGAGAAUCCAUGUCAGAGGGGAACAUGAUAGGGAUACUUUUUGCCUCCCAACUAAAAAUUUCUCUCUCUUUGGAAUAAAAAUGGGGUUAGAAUAAUUAUGAACGGUUAUUCUUGUAGACUUAAUUUUUCUGCCAAUCGGGGAUAAUGUUUGCUCUGAUUUUGGAGUCUUUUUCAGAUCAUUUGACAUGUAAAGAGUUAUAUCUUUCGCCACGUGUUUUCGUAUAAAACAUCCCGUCAUUACGAAAUAUCUAAAUUUUGUUUUAAAAUUUUUUGCUCGUUUUUAUAUCUAUUUUUUCAGAAAUUCGAAUGUUUUUUAUCUCGUGAUUUUCCAGGAUUAUUAACAAGAUCAACUCCGAGUGUGCCAAAUUCUAUGGACUUCCGGCCGACAGGCCGAGACAUAGGCCAGGGUGGGGGAGGGCCCACCCCUGCCCCGAGUAUGGCCACUCCUUAUGCGGCCGAAGACGAUCUCACGAACGCCGUCUUUUCGGAUACCAUCCAAACCCAAGCUAACACAUAUUUCCAACAGAUCUACGACUGUAACAAUCCUCUGCAGGUUAACGAGUUUCUAAGGACGAUGAAGAGGUUCUCCAUCUCUAACAACACACAGGAAAAGGUAUGGGAAGCGUUUAAUUAGACUUUAUGUUUUUAGGAGCUUCUUUCGUGUCUUCUGAAGAAUCUGUUUGAUGAAUUCCGUUUCUUUGCUGAGUAUCCUGAGCGAGAACUCAAAACAACGGCAAAAGUAUACGGUGGUAUCAUCAGGGAAGGGAUUGUUUUGAAUAUGAAGUUUGCCACGGCCAUCAGGAGAAUUUUGGAAGCUCUUCAUGCUCCCAGAGCUACUCUUUUGAACAUGUUUGGAAUCGUUGCAAUCAAUGAAUGUCGGGCAAUUCUUCAUAAAUACACAAAAAUCUGCCAGACAAUCCAUGCAAUGCCCGCGUUUGAGUGGUUUCCAGAAGAUCUGAAGGAGUACAUUGUGAGCGGGAUCCAGGGAGUCCUUCCGCCGAAUCAUGUUGCCCAAAAUGAACUCCAGUUAAUCAACGAGAAUGCUAGGACAACGCCAUCCAACAACCACGGGCAAGCGACCACUCCUGUUGCCGGCAUGAGGUUUGCCCCAAGGAAUAACACUGUAAGAUUAGAGUACCUUUAAAAUAUUUGUUUGUUUUUUCUUUUGUAAUUUUAUCUCUGUUGCAGGGACAAUCCUUGGGUGUAACGAAUUGUGAGUCUCUGAUUCAAGCAACGCGGGCAGAAGGGCGUGAAAUCGAAGCACCGGACAGCACGGUCGAAGAACGAGUAUCAUUCCUCUGCAACAAUUUAACUUUGUCAACAAUGCCAGCAAAGUGCGAAGAGAUGAAAGAGCUGAUCCGAUCUCAAAACCGCGAUAUCCUGAUUCCUUGGCUGGCCCAAUAUCUUGUGAUGAAACGUGUAUCAAUGGAACCAAAUCUGCAGAACGUGUACAAUUCCUUCUUGAUCUCUGUAAAGGACGAAAAAUUAGAUGAGGCAAUUCUGACUGAGACAUACAGAUCUAUCAACGUACUGUUGCGAUCUGAUAUGAGAAGAGCCGCAUCUAAUUUCACGGACCGGAUGUUGUUGAAGAAUCUCGGCUUCUGGCUGGGCUUCAUUACCAUUGCCAGAGACGAACCCAUCUUAUAUGACGAACUAAAUAUAAAGGGACUUCUGAUGGAUGCCUUUUUCCGAGGGCAACACGAGCUUCUUUAUGUUGUUCCGUUCGUCACAAAGGUCUUGAUUUCAACAGCAAAGUCAGUGGCUUUCUCGCCCCGGUGUACAUGGAUUAAUGGAAUUUUAAAGGUCUUGGCAGAAAUUCACAACGAACCCGACCUUAAAUUAAAUCUGAAGUUUGAGAUAGAAGUUUUGUGCAAGGAUCUCCAACUUCAUCUCAAAGAUAUCGAAAUCACGGGUGUAUUAAAGGACCAGAGUCGGUUGCCCAACCUGUUCCCUCAACGAACUGGAUUUGGCGAUGUCUCUCCAACCAUCAACGGAUUCGGGUCUCAUUAUCGUACUCCGACAGAAGGUCUCGAAACCCAACGGAUUCAAAUGUCUUGUCAGUUUGCGUUAUCUUAAUCAAUCUUGUUUUAGCGAUUAUGUCGAAUACGAUUCCAAGUAGUUCCGCCAAUGGUACGUUCUCCCAAACACCUGGUCAUGGAAUGCCGAGUUUCCCGGCUGGCUCUGCUCCAACACCCUCUAGUCUCCAAAGCACCUUUGUGUCGUCAAGCAGCAACCAUUAUGGUCCGUAUGUGGAUCAGGGCGACACUGAUUGGACUCAGUUCUUGAACACUUUGGAUAUGAUUAUCGGGCAAAUGCAAGCUCCCACCCAUCUUAAGGCCAUGAUCAGACAUGCAGUUAGCCACGCGGUUAGAGAAAUGGUUGGAGGAAUCACCGAUCGCGCAAUUGCAGUUGCGGUCACAGCUACAGAGGCUUUGGUGAAGAAAGAUUUUGCCUUGAAUCCGGACGAACUUCAAAUGCGACGAGCGGCGCAGCAGAUGAUGAGGAAUAUGACCGCUGGAAUGGCCAUGAUCAGCUGCCGUGAUCCACUGUUACAAGCAAUGCAGGCGUAUCUCCGGAAUCUCUUGGCCCAGAACAAUCAACAGAUCGACCUUCCGAAGACUGCCGAAGAAAUUUUGACGGCUUCGACUGAAGCUACCAUCGAAUGCGCUACCAACUAUGUGGUUAAAUGUGCGUGUGAAAAGGGACUUCGAGAGAUCGACAGAAGAAUGGAGAAAGAAUAUAUGACCAGAAGGUUGUGUCGACAAGAAGGCCGGCCAUAUAAAGCAGACCCUUCACUUGUCGCCCUAAAUCCUUCUCUACCAGAGCCUUUGAGGCGUCUUCCCGGAACAAAUGAUGAAGCUAGCUUCAAAGUUUAUGAAGAUUUCCACAAACCGCUUUCUCUCUCUUUGUCGGAGACUCCAUCCGAAAUGAUCGAAGAGUUCAGAAGACCAGUUCAGGUAUCAUAAUAUUUAAUUUUUAUAAAUUUUUAUGUUUAGCAGUUUGACCGGGCUCCGUCCGCCAACCAAAUGGAGUAUGCCAACCGUCUAGUCAGUCAGCCAGCUGUUGUUCGGCCUCGCCCAGCUUCAGUUGAGAAUCUUGGUAGUUUUCCCAAUGGCAAUGGAGACGUCGGAAAUCUCUCCAGCCGUCCUUCUUCAUUCAUUAACCCCAUUGAACAACGUCGCGGGGGCGAUGAGUUCCAAGGAAAGGUCGAGAGUAUCCUCAGGGAAUGGAUUAACAUGUGUUAUCAACCAAACAUUGCCCGUGAUCCUCAGCCAGCCCUUACGAGCAUCGUCAACAUGAUGCGAGAGAAUGGAAUUUUGGUGACUGAUGAGAUGAUCACACAAUUCUUUAAGGUGUGCGCCGACAUUUGUUUCGACGUGGCCUAUCGUCUCCUGAGAAAUGAGAACAGUGGAAAUCUGAACGUGAAACAACGAUGCUACUUCACUUUGGACGCUUUCGUUAGACUCACCUGCUUGAUGAUCAAGUACUCCGCAGAUGGAAACCAUUCAACUAAGUUGAACCUUCUCAAAAGAGUACUGGCCAUAAUCACUCAAGCUGUUAUGUCCGAUCACGAUCAUAAACAGACUGACUUCAAUGGAAUGCCGUUCAUGAGAAUUAUUAUCCAGAUGUUCAACGAACUGACCACUGAAGAUCCAGCCCUCGACCCCAUCUCUUGGGAUAUUGUUGAAUGUUUCUUCCAGGCGUUGUUCAUCAUCCAGCCUCGUCGUGUCCCCGGAUUCGUCUUCCAUUGGCUGGAAAUCAUUGGCCACAGGAUUGUACUGACUCGCCUGUUCCAAGGGCGAUACGAUUUCCAACGGUCGACUGCUGUCUACAUCCAACUUCUGGUUUCCCAUCUUCGUUUCUUGGGUCCAUUCCUCCGAUCUUCCAGAAUUCAUCCCAACAUCCAUGAACUUUACAAGGGUACAUUGAGGAUUAUGUUUGUCAUCCUGCAUGAUUUCCCUGAGAUCUUAUGCGAAUACCAUUAUGUAUUGUGCGAUGUCAUUCAGCCCAACUGUAUUCAAUUGAGGAAUUUGGUGCUCUCAGCAUAUCCGAAGGAUCUCAUGAUCCCAGAUCCAAUCAGUUUGUCGAAGGAAAGCGUAUGUCUUUCAUACUUUUUGCGUUUUUUAGAAGAAUUUUUUAAUCGAAAGUAUUUUAGAUCGAGAAACUUCCGGAAAUGAACGAAGAUCCGAAAUUACACAGAGAAAUGUCGUCCUUGGUGUCUAAAGAAAUCGGAGAAAAACUGGACGAGUAUCUGAAACGGCGGGUCCAAGUCAGUUUCCUGACCGAACUCCCCAGCAUUUUGAUGCUAAACCCAUCCCAAGGAUGCAAAUAUAACAUCUCGACGGUAAAUGCGGUCGUUGUUCAUGUCGGCACACGAGCCAUUGACCAACUGCACGAGAAGUCUCUGAGCAUCAAUAUGACCAACGUGAUGAACACCGCUUUCAUGGACAUUUUCCAGAGUUUGGCCGCCAGUUUAUGUACUCAGGGUCGGUAUUUGCUUUUCAACGCGAUUGCCAAUCAAUUGAGAUACCCCAACUCUCACACAAAUUACUUCUCUUGUGUCAUUUUGGUCCUCUUCCUUCACGCUCACAACAGUGAAGUUCAAGAACAAAUUACAAGGUAUGUCGUGUCUGUGUAAAAUUUAAUCGAACCUUCUUUAGGACCUUGUUCGAGAGGUUAGUAGCACAGAAGCCCCAUCCAUGGGGACUCUUGAUCACCUUUGUAGAGCUGAUUAGAAACCCGCAAUACAACUUCUGGAAGCAUAACUUUGUCCAUUGUGCUACCGACAUUGAAGGGUAAGUAUCGUAUUUAACCCUUUCCGGACGAGUCGGCACCUCCAUGCAGAAAUGAAAGAGGGUACCCUACUGAGUAACGGCAUAAUAGUGGUUCAGCCCAUCGAAGCGUUAUUUGGGACUUAUGACAAAAAAUGUCCUAAAAAGUACCCCCAGUUGACAUAACCCUUAUAAAAUUUUGCUAACGACCUGUAAAUUAGAAACUACCGCUAAGUUAAAGUCUAACACUCCUACUACUGUUACAUCCAAGAACUGUCCAAAUCGGACCACUACGGGAUUAGUUAUCGACUUUUGGAAAUUGAAUUUUAAACUUCGACCAAUUUUUGGCCCAAAAUUGAGUAUAUCUUCCGCCGGAAUCAACCAUUUCAGUCUAAAUGUGGUUUUUCUGAAUCUAGAGUGACGCUAGCUUCUUCCCAGAAUGUUUCCAGAAAAAACCUAUAGAGCACGUUUCUGUAAAAAGCAAAAAAGUUGAAAACGUAAAGGUUUCGCCGUAUAAAAUGUCGCCGCAAGCCGAAAAGGGUCGGGCGCAGCUCGAAAGGCGAAAAUAAUAUUUUUUCUUCGAAAAAUAUUAUUUUAGUGUCGACAAGCUGAAUUCAGAUGAAAUACAGACAGACAGAGCACGCAAACAUUAACUCAAUGUCAUUUUAAUAUUUUUAAUGCGUUUUCAGGCAAUUUCAUUGGAUUUUGCUUUAGUUUCACACUAAAAUAGUAUUUCUCAAAAAAAUAUAUAUUAUUUUCGCCUUUCGAGCUGCGCCCGACCCUUCUCGGCUUGCGGCGACAUUUUAUACGAUGAAACCUUUACGCUUUCAACCUUUUCGCUUUUUACAGAAACGUGCCCUGUAGGUUUUUUCUGGAAACAUUCUGGGAAGAAGCUAGCGUCACUCUAGAUUCAGAAAAACCACAUUUAGACUGAAAUGGUUGAUUCCGGCGGAAGAUAUACUCAAUUUUGGGCCAAAAAUUGGUCGAAAUUUAAAAUUCAAUUUCCAAAAGUCGAUAACUAAUCCCGUAGUGGUCCGAUUUGGACAGUUCUUGGAUGUAACAGUAGUAGGAGUGUUAGACUUUAACUUAGCGGUAGUUUCUAAUUUACAGGUCGUUAGCAAAAUUUUAUAAGGGUUAUGUCAACUGGGGGUACUUUUUAGGACAUUUUUUGUCAUAAGUCCCAAAUAACGCUUCGAUGGGCUGAACCACUAUUAUGCCGUUACUCAGUAGGGUACCCUCUUUCAUUUCUGCAUGGAGGUGCCGACUCGUCCGGAAAGGGUUAAAGACUUAUCUGUUUCCUCUAGAAUGUUAAUUGGGGUAGCUAAUUGGGUUCAAGCAGACCAGGCCGGCCGUCUAACGGGCCCUUUGAUGGCGAAUCGACCCGCUCGUCCCCAGUAG